AUGACAUUCGUAGAGACUAACAGCCGUAUUGAUCAAGAACGUCGUGCCAAAUUCUGCGGUACGGCCUCAGUCAGUGUGCGAGCUUUAUGCUUCACCGCGCCCGAGUGGUCGACCCAGACGGUCACAUAUCGCCGGACAGUCGAGCCCUACAAGCGCAAGUUCCGAGAGGAAAGGGGCUCCCGCACAGAUGAGCAUCAGCACCACGUAAAGGCUGUGAUCAAUGCAGAAACCCUGGCCGUUAGCCUUCAAGAAGCCAACAUCACGGUCCAACAGCUUCGAGAACAGAAGGAGCCGUAUGUACAGCUUGAGCUACCACCAGGCACUCAGCUACAAUGUCUGCAACGAUAUGAGAAGGUCCUGGCAGCUACUGAGGCAUCUGGCGGUGCUAAAGACCGAUGGACUGUAGAUCUGUACUUAGAUGACCUGAGCGCAGAACUUAGACGGCUCUUCCUCGAGGAACAUGACUAUCAGGAAGCACCCACCGAUGGAGAGUUCUAUCGCAAGAUCCGGGAGUAUCAGGGCGUUCACGGACAGAAGAAUCCGUACUUCGAGCGGUUAUGGCUAGGGCAACUCUCGGCUUUGUCAAAGAACCGAAGGUCUCUUUUCGACCAGCUUUGUCGAAACAAUGCUUACCUUCAAGCUUUUGACAGCUUGCUGACCGUCCCGGCCCUUUUUAGCGGCUUCCGACUGACGGUAAUACACCAGAUGAUUAGUAUGAGAUGUGAAGAGCCCGCUAUCUCCUACUUAAAAUGCAUGCUGGACAUGUGGAUGAAGAUAUGUGGGAGUGAUGAGUACAGGAUGAGGGAAAUCGACCCAGACACAGUCCGGGCAUUACAAGGAAUGGCUCCAGGAGCCUGCCGCUCGGACCAUGCCUACCUCUGGGAGAAGCUGAAGGGCGGGCAGAUACUUGGAAACUUCACCGAGCAAGCGCGCGCCGAGAUGUGGUCGCAGAUAUGCUCUGUGUCUCAACACACUUCGAUCCUCUCCCUACACACGUUCUUCGAAGAUCUCAAGUUCCUCAAAGGCGCUGCCGACAGCUUAAAGAGACUGCUCCGUCUAGACUAUCGAGACACCAUAAAAGGUCAUCUGGAGAGUAUAUAUCGCGACGAAAGCUCGGGCGAACAGAAUUGCGUGCUACAAUUGUCAGACUGCGAUUACAAACUGCUACAAGGUCCUUCGGCGGCUCGGUUCGAGCUGGCCUAUCGCCAGCUUUGGUUGGCUGCCUUUCGAGUCUACCAAGACCUUCCA
Molecule: messenger RNA, 1248 nt
Organism: Microdochium trichocladiopsis
Lineage: Eukaryota; Fungi; Ascomycota; Sordariomycetes; Xylariales; Microdochiaceae
Exons: 3
Source: RefSeq, a predicted model, not a curated record